AUCUUUACAAGGAGGAUGGAGAUGGGUUAUUCCACCUUUGCGAUUCUUUUGGCUGUUGGACUGUGCGGUCUUGCACUCUCGGUCACCAACGCAGAAGAAGUUGCGGAAAACUUAACAGAAACAGAUGAGGCUGAAUUCCGCCAAGGAGGUAUUGCACAACAGCUGAUGUCCAGCUAUCCAUCUGUCGGAGGAGGCAUGUAUGGAAACAUUGCAGGAUACCCUAUGAUGGCCAGCGCUAGUGGAAGCAAUGGCGGCAGCUACGUAAAUAUGCUAAGAAAUUUAUACAGACCACCAUCUUUUGGCUUGACCGAUAAAGUAAAGCACUGGGUGAAAUCUUUCAUGAACCGAAGACAGUACGUCAAACCUUAUUACAACCCGUCAAUGUCUAGUCUUUCUUAUGGAGUUGAUGAAUAUGGAAAGCCUACAAUGAUGGGGGCCAAUAGCUACAAGGCAAUUUCCAUACCACUGCGACAGUUGCAGAAAUAUUACAAGCCCUACUAUGCAUCUACCGAUGGAGCCGGCUCCCAGUUCGUUCAGUCACCAACUCGUCAGAUUCCUGGCGCUGCAUCUGCUAACUCUUUCGUCAGUUACAGUCCCGGCAGUGCAGGAGCUUCAGCUGGAAGCGGAACCCUGUAUGCAAGUGAAAGUAAUAGUGCUGGACAAUUCACGGGAGGCAGCUCUGGAUUUUAUGGAGGUUCUUCAGACGGAAGCAGCAGCCUAUAUGGAGCAGGAGCCAGCAGUCUUUUUUCGCCUAGCGGUUCCGGCAGUUCCCUCUUUGCGUCAGCAAGUGGUCCAGGCAGUGGAAUCUUCAGUUCCGGGGGAUCGUCUGGUUUGUUCAGCGCUGGAGGAUCAAGUGGACUCUACAGCCCAGGUGGUGGAUCUAGCAGUAUGUUUUCACCAAGCGAAGGAUCCAGUUCCGCCUUAUUCAGCAGUGCAGGUCUUGCAGGUGCUAAUGGUGGUAUUUACGGUUCUAGCGGAAGCCCUAGCAGUGGUUUAUAUCAAGGAUCAAGUGGCGGUUCCAGCAGUGGCCUCUUUUCCUUAGGUAAUGGCAAUUCAGGAAUUUAUACCUCAGAUGGUAGCUCUUUCUACAGCGCAGGCAAUGGUGGAUCCGAUUAUGAAUCCAGUGCAGCAGCCAGCAGCCUUCUCAGCUCUCUAAAUUCUGGCGGUAACAGUGCUGGUUAUGGAGAUCUCUUUGCCAGUGGAGCAAGUCCAUCUGCUACCGUUUACAAUCCAAGCUCAGGAAGCAGCAGCAUCCGAGGACAUGGAGGAUCAAACAACAAGAAGCAAUACGGAGCGAGCAGCAGUGCUCUUUAUAUGCCAUCAGGUGAAAGAAAUACCGAUUCCUAUCAACAAAAAUCAGCUUCAGAACCCAUCAACAGUUUCAAUGUUGAUUCUACAAGAAACAGUCAAGCUGAACCCUCGUAUUCCGUAUCAUUCCAACCAGCUCAAGGAAAAUCUUUUGGCUCAUCUUUCGAAAAUUCGGGAUUCCAGCCUGUUUCUUUCUCAUCUGAAGAUGGAUUCAAAAGUGGAAACGUUCCUGGGUUCCAAGAAAAGAGCUCAUAAAUGCGACCAAAUAGAUAUAGUUUGAAAGAAUUGUCCUAAAAGCAAAGUUAAUUGCUUUGUAAUCUCAAAAACUUUGAAGAUAGGCAAGGAAACUUGUCUGGAUGGACAGAAAUGGCAGGGAUAAGUGCUGAACUUCUGAAAAUGAAGAAGACGCACAAAAACUUAAACUAGUGUUACCUUGCAUUUUUAUAAGAACAUCGUUUUGCUUAGUAAUUUCUCAUCUGUCAGCUGGACUGACAGUUUUAUGUUUUGAUCAUUGAAACUACAUGAGAUUUUCUAUGAAAUCGAAAUGUUAUAUUUCUCAUUUAAAAUCAACACUUAAUAUAUUAUCAUCAACUAAUUCAUUUUCAGGGAACACUAUUUUGAGUAGAUUCACAAACCGAACAAACCCUAACCAGAUAGCCAUCAAUUUGGUACAAAUUUUUCAACAUUUUGAAAAGAAAUUUCGCUGUAAAUAACAAACUAAUCGAAUAAAAACAAAAUUGUUUAAUAAAAUGGUAAUCAUGAAGCCCCUGAUAGUUUUUAGCAAAACAAAUUUUAAAAAUCAGAAAAUUCUGCAGAAUGUUACUAAUGUUAAAGUUAUAUGUUUUCGUUUUCAACCUAUUUCCAGAAUAAAAUUUACAUAAUGCCUAAGUUACCUAAAGAAUAUUUUCUUUUAAAAUUUCUUAUCGAUUAUUGUGAUUUUGUUUAUUCGCGCCGAACUUCAGGAAAUAAGUAAAAAAAAAAUUAUUAUUUCUGACAGUUCAGAUUUCAGCCAAACUAAGUUGCUUUUUUAUGAAAGCAUGUCUUUAAUCGUGCUGAAAUAAUGCUGUUUUUAGUUAAUUUAAUACUUAAUUUUAAACAUCUUAGUACUUUGUGAACAAAGAUUUAUUUAUUUAUUAUUAUG
Messenger RNA from Uloborus diversus, 2449 nucleotides. RefSeq lists its product as uncharacterized. NCBI's taxonomy places the organism in Eukaryota, Metazoa, Arthropoda, Arachnida, Araneae, Uloboridae. The record is from RefSeq and is a predicted model, not a curated record. The transcript has 2 exons. The coding region runs from base 16 to 1563 and encodes 515 amino acids.